AGCAAAACUUCAGAAAAAAUUCUUUUACCAUCAUUAAAUCUCUGAUAGUACACACCCACAUAUUGAAGGCGAAAAAUUGAAAAGCAUUGAAAAACAAAAAAAGCAAAAAGAUUUUGAUUUCGCAAAAAGAGUUGGAAAAUACUAAAAAAAAACCCACAAAAGUCAUAUCGAAUUGCUAAGAAAUCACAUGACAAUUGCAACUGAUUAUUUCGAAUGGGAAAAUAAAUUGUUCAAUGCAUACACAUAUAUAUAUAUAUAUGUAUGUGUAUAUGUGCAAAUGUGUGUGAUAGAGUGGCAACAAAAAAUCUCAACGAACGAUUCGGCAGCUCACAAAAGAAUACAUACAUACAUAUAAAUAUAUAUAAAAAAUUGCAUAACAAACUCAUUUAUCAAAUCCGGCGGAUAAGCAAGGCAGAAAGAAGAAGAAGAAGCAGAAAAAACAUUAAACUGGAGAAAUACAAAUAAGAUUAUUACAAGACUAGAAAAUAUUCAAUACAAUGCAAAUAAAAACUAACUAAAAGUACUUGCGCUCGCUACAAAUGAUAUUAAUGCCACAAAGUUGCAAGUAAGAGACGUGGGCAAAGCACCGAGCACCGAGCGCCGAGCGUGUACAUAAUCACAAGCGAACAAAUUAUUGUGAGAUGAAAGCCAAGCGAAAGAACAACAAAGGAAGCAGCAGCUGAAGUGCUUCGCAUGUGGAAAAAAACCAGUGCGAUUUCAGCAUGAAAAAUGAUGUUUAUAUGAAAUUAUGGUGAAAAACACAAAUUCCAGGAUAUUGCAUACGAGCACAAGGACAUACACGUCACACAUAACGAUGCAAUAACAGCACAUUAUUAGGUCAAAUAAAAAGAAGAGUAAGACAGAAUAAAAAAUUACAAUAAGCAAAGGCGAAGAGAUAAUAAAGCAACAGAUAGAAAAACAAGCAAUAGAAAGAGAAAUGUGAAAAGGACAAAAAAAGCAAAGUGAAAAAAUGCUAAUGUAAUAAGUGUAACAGAAUAACACAAAAACGUAGAAGGGGCAAAAACAAGACAAGCGCGGCGUCAUACAUACAAAACUGCCAAAAAAUAUAGCGCGCAACAACAGAAAAGCAUAUACAGUGCGAAUAUAGAAAAACGCUGAAAGCUCGCGUAUAUCAAAGGUAGACAAAGUACAUAACGAAAAAGACAUUGCUUUGCGCUGCACAAGGCAAAUCUGUACAAUAAGCAGAAGACAUUAUUGUAACAACAAACAAUAUACAAAUAAACAUAACAUACGUACAUACGUAUAGACGCCAACCAUUUAAUGCUAGAUAGCAAGCAGAGAAAGCACAGAGCCAACAGCAAUUGUAACAUUUAUCAAAGCGCCUAGCGAGUAGAUCGUUUUUUGGCUCCCGCAUAUUUCUCACAUACGCACAUACAUACACGUAUGUAAACAUUUUAUAUGAAAGCACUACAUAUAAGCAAUGCAAGAUUUAUGCUUAAAGCAUUACACUACAUACCGUUGUGCUCGCCGUGAACUCAGUUCAAAAACACAUUAGUCCUAAUGAGUGAGCGUGUCAAAGGAGUAGAAGACGAAGAAGUUGACACAAAACUAUUGCUACUCCCGCAACUGUGAAAUAUCUUUCACACACUUAUACACACUCACACACUCACACACAACUCAAACGGAUAGUCUGUAUUCGUGCGCUGAGGUGUUGGUGUUUGGCGCUGUUGUAACUGCGCCAAAGUUUCAAGGAUUUCAAAUACACAAAUGUUGCCGAUAUUAAUGCCAAUGCACAUGCUCGAAAUUCGGAUAAUACUACUUUGCCUGCCAUCGAUAUUACUGGCGACGACGCUGGAGCCAGAACAAAAAUCAAUACUCACGGACAGUGAUUGGAAAAAGCUAUGGAUGCGAGGCGGUAUAAAUCCAGAUUCAAAAUUGGAUAACAAUCUCGAUACUAGUGAUAGUCCCAUGUUCGAGGAUAGUGAGAUGGCGCAUAACACGACCGUCCAGUUGGGAGGUACAGCAUUUCUGGUUUGCAAAGUGUCCGGCGUGGAUAGAGUGGGUGUAAAUUGGAAUCAAAUUUCUUGGAUACGUCGACGCGACUGGCACAUCCUUUCGUCCGGUGCUCAACUCUACACCAACGACGAACGCUUUGCGAUAUUGCAUGCGCCCGGCUCCAAUAUGUGGACACUGCAGAUAAAAUUUGUGCAACGGCGCGAUCAUGGCAUGUACGAGUGUCAGGUAUCCACGCCGACAGGCAUCAUUUCACAUUUUGUGAAUCUGCAAGUGGUCGUACCCGAGGCAUUCAUACUGGGCUCCGGUGAGCUGCAUGUCGACAUGGGAUCCACAAUAAAUCUCGUCUGCAUAAUUGAAAAGAGUCCAACUCCACCACAAUAUGUGUAUUGGCAGAAAAACGAUCGACUUAUAAAUUAUUAUGAUUCAAGACGUGACAUUUCCAUCGAGACAACACCCGGUCCGCGUACACAAAGUCGUCUCAUCAUAAGAGAACCACAAAUAUCCGAUUCGGGAAAUUAUACAUGUUCAGCCAGUAAUACAGAGCCAGCGAGCAUUUAUGUUUUCGUGUCAAAAGGCGAUAAUAUGGCGGCUAUAUCACGAAAAACUUCCUCGGCCGAUCGGAUUGCAGCGAUAUUUAAGUAUCUUUUGGCACCUUGUGUGCUGGUGAAUACGCUGGGUAUAAGGCGCAUUUUUUUAACCUAAGACUUAUAUUAAACGUAACGAAUAAAUUAUAAAUAAUCAUAUAUAAGGUAUUCGAUUUAGAACUAACUGCAAAAAAUCAUAGAAGAAUAUUGAAGAAAAAAAUCUAUAUUAAACUAAAUUAGCAG
Ceratitis capitata (Mediterranean fruit fly) is the source of this 2804-nucleotide messenger RNA. It is a transcript of the gene dpr12, whose product is annotated as zwei Ig domain protein zig-8. The record is from RefSeq and is a predicted model, not a curated record. The transcript is spliced from 10 exons. Gene Ontology annotation, biological process: synapse organization. Lineage: Eukaryota; Metazoa; Arthropoda; Insecta; Diptera; Tephritidae. Bases 1729 to 2679 code for a protein of 316 amino acids. Gene Ontology annotation, cellular component: neuron projection membrane.